Messenger RNA from Apodemus sylvaticus (European woodmouse), 1155 nucleotides. RefSeq names its product alcohol dehydrogenase 1-like. The record is from RefSeq and is a predicted model, not a curated record. Gene Ontology annotation, cellular component: cytosol. The coding region runs from base 1 to 1155 and encodes 384 amino acids. NCBI's taxonomy places the organism in Eukaryota, Metazoa, Chordata, Mammalia, Rodentia, Muridae. Gene Ontology annotation, molecular function: all-trans-retinol dehydrogenase (NAD+) activity; zinc ion binding. Gene Ontology annotation, biological process: retinoic acid metabolic process; retinol metabolic process. The transcript has 9 exons.
AUGGAACAAGGCAGCCUCUCCACAAGAACUUCUGGCAAUGUCAUCACAUGCCGGGCAGCUGUUGCCUGGACCACUAAUGCCCCCCUGUCCAUCGAGGAGGUUGAAGUUGACCCACCAAAGGCUGGCGAGGUUCGAGUUAAGAUUAUAUCCUCUGGGAUCUGUGGCACUGAUAAUCAUAUCAUAGAAGGGAAAAUGAAAACACCAUUUCCUGCCAUCCUGGGCCAUGAGGGAGCUGGAGUUGUGGAGAGUAUUGGAGAAGGUGUAACUACUGUAAAGCCAGGAGAUAAAGUCUUAAUGUUCCCUCUUCCAGAAUGUCGAGAAUGCAUCUACUGCCUCCACCCUAAGGGCAACUUCUGUAAGAAAGAAAAUAUUCUCUCUCCAACUGGAUUAAUGUUGGAUGGAACCAGCAGGUUUACCUGCAGAGGGAAGAAAAUCCACCAUCUUCAGGGGACCAGCACGUUCACGGAAUAUACCGUGGUAGAUGAGAUUGCAGUGGCAAAGAUUGAUGCUGCUGCUCCUCUGGAUACAGUCUGUAUUAUGAGCUGCGAGGUGUCGACAGGCUUUGGAGCUGUGUUUAACACAGCUCAGGUCACCCCUGGCUCUACCUGUGUGGUCUUUGGACUUGGAGGAAUUGGCUCUGCCAUUGUCAUGGCCUGCAGAGCCUCCGGUGCAUCUAGAAUCAUCGGGGUUGACAUCAAUGAGCAGAAGUUUCCUCGGGCAAAAGCCUUGGGGGUCACUGACUGUCUCAACCCUAACAAGCUCAAGAAACCUGUCCAGGAGGUCGUGGAGGAAAUGACGGGUAUUGGUGUUGACUUUUCCUUUGAGGCCAUCGGACUCAUUGAAACCAUGGUCGCGGCUUUGAAGUCCUGCAAUAGGAGCUCCGGAGUGUGUGUGAUAAUGGGUGUAGCUCCCUCAGGUUCCCAGCUCUCUUUCGACCCAGUAGUGCUUCUCCCCGGCAGAACCCUAAAAUCUUCUGUUUUGGGAGGGUAUAAAACCAGAGAUGACAUCCCUAGACUAGUAACUGACUAUGUACAAAAAAAAAUCAACAUAGAUCCUCUCAUAACCCAUAGGCUGCCUUUUCCAAAAAUCAAUGAAGGAUUCAAAUUGUUGCGAGACGGAAAAUGCAUCCGCUGUGUCCUCUCUAUGACACCCUGA